Molecule: messenger RNA, 607 nt
Organism: Prosopis cineraria
Lineage: Eukaryota; Viridiplantae; Streptophyta; Magnoliopsida; Fabales; Fabaceae
Product: thioredoxin H-type-like
Exons: 3
Coding region: 73-423 (116 amino acids)
Molecular function (GO): protein-disulfide reductase activity
Source: RefSeq, a predicted model, not a curated record
UCUCCUAUUUUCAUCAAUCUCCCGUUUCGAACGUGACACAGUUCGCCGGUUGGCAACGAGAAGAGAGAAAAAAUGGCCGAUGAAGGACAAGUCAUUAGCUGUCACACUGUUGAAUCCUGGAAGGAGCAGCUUGAGAAGGGUAACGAAUCCAAAAAACUGAUUGUGGUGGAUUUCACUGCUUCUUGGUGCGGUCCAUGCCGCUUCAUUGCCCCAAUUUUGGCAGAGAUUGCCAAGAAGAUGACCAAUGUCACCUUUCUUAAGGUUGAUGUGGAUGAAUUGAAGUCUGUUUCUGAGGAAUGGGGCAUCGAGGCUAUGCCAACCUUCCUGUUCCUGAAAGAAGGCAAGUUAGUGGAUAAGGUUGUGGGUGCUAAGAAGGAGGAGCUGCAAUUGACCAUAGCGAAGCAUGCAACUGCUGCUGCCUGAAGGGUGAUGUGAAGUUUAAGAAUAAAUGUGCUUCAGCUGUGGUGUCAGUUUGCGUGAUUUGGAAUUGAUGUUUAAGGUUAUGAACGUAUGUUUAUGAACAAUGUUAAUGAAGUUGCUAGCAUCCUUGUAUUCUCUUGAAACGCUUUGGUUGAUUUGAUUGGCAAUAAUAUAUUUGAUUAUCAAA